UUGGAUGUGCGUGUAUAUGCUUAUUUUGGAAAAAAAUUCAUUCUUUUGUUUAUAUAAAAUCAUUCAGUUCACUGGCAUCACAAAUUAAUCAUAUUCUUUCAUUCUAAUGAAUGACGAUCCAAUAUCAUCAGCUGUCAUGGAGAAUUCGACAAUAUCGAAUCAAUCAUCGAUUGAUAAUAGUCAAAUCGAUGUAAUUGAAGGCGAAGAAAUUCAAUCAUCUACACUGUUCGAACAAUCAAGUGCUGUUGUCAAAAAAAAUGAUGGUCAUUAUUCUAAUAUAAAUGAUUCGGAUAAUUCUGAUAAUGAUAGAAAAUUAAAGAAAUUCUUUUCAAAACCUUUGGAAAGUGAACCAGAACUUCGUAAUACAUCAACAUCGAAUGCAGGAGAAUCUGAAUAUGAAAGUGCAAAUGAAGAAGAGCUUUUAUUCCAGAAUAAUAAUUUUAAUGAUAAUGAUGAUGCCAAUUUGGAACAACAUCAACAACAAUCAUUAUCAGAUGGAAAAAUCGAUGAAAAAUCAAAUGAAUCGAUAAUUCAUAAUAAUGAUGACAAAGAUGAAAUUUCAAAUUGCUAUUAUGAUAAUUCCUAUGCAUUACAAAAAGAAUAUGAUGAUGAUGACAAUGAUGUAGAAGAAGAGGAAGAAUUGACUGAUAAUAUCGGUGAGGAUGAGAUGUGUGACAAUGUUGAUGAGGAAGAGGAGGAGGAUGAUGAAUCUGUCCGAGAUGAUAAGCAUAACAUUAUCGAUAAUUGUCAAGAUACUAAUAAUAAUGAGAAUCCCCGUGAAUGUGGUGAUGGUGAAGAAUCAAUACCAUCAAAAAAUAAGACCAUACAGCCAAUGCUUGAUGAAGAAAAUGUGAAUCUUAAUGACAAUACAAACAAAGAGUGUAUGAUCAAUACGACAAAUGCAACCCAACCUAAAUCUUUGCCAAAAUCUGCAAAAUUAUCUAAAGCUGAAUUAUUAAAAGCAAAACGUAAUCCACAAUAUAUACCACGAAAAGGAUCAUAUUUUGAGCAUGAUGAUCGUGGUAAUGAUGAAGAUGGUACAAAAAACAAAGAAAAUGAUGAGCCAUUAAAUGUUAUUGGUGAAGAACAUGAAAUGAAUGAUUCGGUUAACGAUCAAAAUGUCAAAACUACAUCGGCCAUUGGGAAAAAAUCAAUGCUUUCAUCAAUGAAACUAUGUUCCGAUGAUAUGAAUGAUAGCGUAUAUGAUCAUCAAUCACAAAAAUCUGAUCAAGAUCAACAAGAAGGAAAAUCUUUGCAUGAAAAAACUAAUAUUUUGGAAUCAUCAUCAAAAACGACCAUGGCAGCCCAAUUAGUGAAUAAAAAGAAAUCCAUAUGGGAUAGUGGUGAAAAAUGGCAUCAUGAUAAAUUCAAUGUUGAUGAUCAAAAGCCGAAAACACGUGAAGAAUUAAUCGAAAUUUAUGGUUAUGAUAUACGCACAGAAACGGAAGCACCACGAUUAAAUCGUCGUAGUAAAUAUGGUAAAGGACCUCAACGGUAUUCACGACGAUCGGACGAUGAGAAUGCCUAUGCUAAGAAAACUUUACAUAAAGUGAUUAUGAAAUCGCGAUCAUCCAACGCCGUAGGUACAUCAUCAAAAUUAUCAUCGAACAAGAAUGAUCAUCAUACUAGCAACAAUUUGAGCAAUAACUCAUUUCAAAAGCAAUCUUCGUUGCCCAAUACCAUCAAUAAACGAGAUCGAGUGUUUGAUCGUACUAGUAAUAAUGAUCAUAGUAGUUUGAAUAAUUCAAGAAAGUCCCAUCAAUCAAAAUCUACAGAUGUGUCACCGAAUGCCAAAAUAUUGUUAUCAUAUAGAAAUAGUAAUAUUAGUGGUAAUAGCCAUCAUCAUCAUCAUCAUCAACAUAAUGAUAAUUCUUCGCCAAGAAUCUUUGAAAAUGAUCGAAUUUUCACUAAUAAAUCAGGCGGUAAUAGAUCAUAUUCGAAUAACAUCAAUAAUAAUAUAGAAAAACCGAUUUUGAAAGCAUCAACUCCAUCGAAUAAAUCAAAUGAUGAAAGUGGAAGCGAUUUAAUAACGCAGAAAGUAAAAAGUCUAACCACAGAUAUCAGUGUUGCUGAUCAAAAAGAUAAUAACAAUAAUAACCAAAGUGGUAAUCCAAUGUUUACUAACGAAGAUUUUCCAGCUUUAAUGUCAACAUCUAAAAAUGAUGCUCCAGCCAAUCAAAUGAGUGAUCAAAGUAUUCCUCAAGAAUCUGUAAACAAGAAUACCGCUACUGCUACUAAUAACGAAAGUAAAGUUAUUUAUUAUCAAGUACCAAAUUCCUCAAAUGAAACGAAUCAAACAAAUGAGGAUUCACAUUCAGAAUCAGUUCAAACAGCAACCUUAUCGGAAUCAAAUAUAGGUAGUCAUUCUCUUCAAGAGUAUAGCCAACAGUAUCGUCAACAACAGCAACCAUCAAAUAAUCUAUCAUCUACAACAACAGCUGUUGAAAGUUUACAAUUUGAAAAUUCACGUUAUUCACAUUCGCGAAACAAUAAAGUCACUUCUCAUUAUUAUAAUAGCAGUAAUCAAUCCUGGAAUAAUCAUCGGCAACAAUCAUCAAAAUCACAUCAUCAUAUUUACAAUCAUAAUAAUAGUACAACCAACAACCGGAAAUACAAUAAUAAUAAUAAUAAUGAAUCUAACGUAAUGGUACACCAUCAUGAAGCAACAAUUAACGCUUCUAACAAUAAUGAUGAUUCAAUGAUAAAACGUUAUUCUUCAUUACGGCAACAACAACAAAGAAAUCUGACUUCAAAUGCUGGGACUGUAUCAAAUGUUUCACAGCCUCAUCAAUCAGAAAUUAAUAAUGCACCUCAAUAUAUUGAAACCGAUACAACGACAGUCAAGAAUGCUAUUUAUUAUGAACCAUCUGCUGCGACAAUAGGUGUGGAACCAACUGCGGCAGGAAAUUUUACAUCAACUGCAACUGGAUCAUCAAUUAGUCAACAACAACAAAAUCAUCAUCAUCAUCCUCAUCAUGGACAUCAUAACUAUGUAUCAUCAAUAAACGGAUCACCUGCAUCAGUUACUGUUGGUGGUCCUAAUGUGGUUGCUACAUCCGCUGCUGCUCCCGCAACAGCAACAGCAUUCAUACCUCCAGCAGCAAGCACAUUAAUGGCAUAUUAUCCGAAUUCCGGUCAGUCAACAGGACCGGGUACAACUACUGCCACUGGGCCAUUAAAUUUAUCUCAAACUCAUUUUUAUGCAGCCGAUCAAUCACAAGCUGCAGCUAAUUAUUAUUUAUCCGCUGCGACAGUUGCGUAUCAUCCGGCUGCAGCCCCUUAUCUGCCAACGACAGCAACUUAUCCACCAACAUUAGCAGCUGCUGCAACUCAUCAUACACCUCAUCCGCAUCAAUCUCAUGUGACCACUCGAUUCAUGAAUACAACAGCAUCGGCUACUGGCACGGCUGAAUCGGAUCGUUACUUACAGACAAGACCACCAGUAACAGCCCAAAAUUCAGCAUCUAUUCUCAUGACUGCUGGUGGACAGACUGGAUAUCCUACUGUUGCAGCCAUUGCUGCGGCUUUUCCUUCUGGUUAUCCACAAUUUCCACCACAACCAACGGCAACCACUGGGCAGCAAUCUUCUCCUUUGCCUGCCGGUUAUCCUAAUGUUCAAAUAGGUGGUAAUACUGGUUCGACCGGCCCUCCUAUUUCUGGAUCUGGUUCAACGGCUGCAGCUUUGACCCCAUCUGGCUAUCCAGAAUCAUAUCGUGAUGGUAUAACCUAUUAUGAUAUACGCAGUCAACAACAAGCUAUGCAACGGAUUCAGCAACAACAAUCAAAUAUUAAUAACAAUACUCAAUCACAGUCAACAACAUCAUCUGCCAGUAAUCGUCGGUGCAUAGUAGGAGGCGGUGGUAAAAUUUCUGCUUCGACAAACAAAAUUCACGAAUCAGAUCAAGCUAAUUCCAAUCUCAAAUCAACGGAUGAAACCAAAUCUUCUUCUGCAUCAAACAAUACUAAUAAUAAUGAGUUAUCGGUAAAUAAUUGAAUUAUAUAAGUGAUAUAAUCCUCGAUGAAAAAAUUUAUCUUCAUUGCUUCAGCAUAUUUGUUGGUACAAAAAAAAAUAGUCUGUCUGUUUCACCAAAUUUCAACUUGUCUACAUUAUUUUAUUAUCCUUCCAUAAUUGUAAUUGAA
This is a messenger RNA of Dermatophagoides pteronyssinus (European house dust mite), 4140 nucleotides long. RefSeq lists its product as uncharacterized. Gene Ontology annotation, biological process: mRNA processing. The record is from RefSeq and is a predicted model, not a curated record. Gene Ontology annotation, cellular component: exon-exon junction complex. Lineage: Eukaryota; Metazoa; Arthropoda; Arachnida; Sarcoptiformes; Pyroglyphidae. Gene Ontology annotation, molecular function: mRNA binding.